ACUGUAUUACCCGUGUUGAACUUUUAACGUUACACUAAAAAAUGGACCAAAAAUUGCUCCAAUUUUUACAAAAAUGCAAGACUAGCAAACAAUUAAAAGAAACCCAUCUUCAGAUUAUUGUUAAUGGCUUCACAAAUAACAACUUUAUAGUACCAAAGUUGAUAACUUUUUCCUCAAACCUCAUUUCACUUAAUUAUUCACUUCAUAUAUUUAAAACCUUACAAAACCCAACUCUUAUUUCAUACAACACUUUGAUUAAAUGUUUCAUAGGAAAGACAUUUAAAUAUGCAUUAUAUACUUAUAAUCAAAUGAGGGUAUCAAAUAUUACACCUAAUAGUUUUACAUUUACUUUUCUAUUGAGGUGUUUUGAGUCUUUUGAGGCUUUAAAAGCUGGUGAAGUAGUACAUAGUGAGAUUGUGAAAUUGGGGUUUGAAUCAAGUGUGUUUGCUAAGAAUACACUUAUGGAUUUUUAUGCUAAAUGUGGUGGGAAUUUGGGUUCAGCUCGUAAGGUGUUUGAUGAAAUGCCUGAGAGAGAUGUUGUUUCGUGGAAUACGAUUAUUGGUGUUUAUAUGAUUCAUGGUAAUCAAGAAUAUGCGCUUUGUUUGUUUGAGGCUAUGCCCGAGAGGAAUUUAGUUACGUGGAAUUCGGUUAUUGCUGGGCUAUUGAAGGUUGGGAAAAUGGCGUUGGCUCGUUCUGUUUUUAAGCGUAUGCCUGAGAAGAAUGAUGUUUCUUGGAAUACGGUGAUUUCUGGAUAUGUAAAGUUGGGUGAUGUGGAAACUGCUAGAGCUGUUUUUGAUGAGAUGCCGAAGAAAAGUAUAAUCUCUUGGACCGCGAUGGUGUCAGGAUAUGCGACGAUUGGUGAUUUGAGAUCGGCGAGAGAGUUGUUUGAUCGAAUACCAGCGAAAAAUGUUGUUUCGUGGAAUGCCAUGAUUGCUGGAUAUGUAAAUAACCACAGGUUUGAUGAAGCACUUUCGGUGUUUCAGCAUAUGUUGAUUGAUGGAAAUUGUAAACCCAAUCAGACCACUUUGAUUAGUGUACUCUCGGCUUGUUCACAUUUGGGGUCUCACGAGCAUGGAAAAUGGAUUGAAUCUUUUAUAAGAAAGAACAAAUUUGAUUUAUCAGUUCCACUAGGAAAUGCUUUAAUUGACACAUUUGCAAAAUGUGGAGAUAUGGAAAAUGCAAAAGCAGUUUUCUUAAGGAUGGGUCAGAGAUGCAUAAUUACUUGGACUACAAUGAUUUCAGGAUUAGCAGUCAAUGGACAUUGCAGAGACGCCCUAGAACUCUAUGAAAAGAUGUGUUUGGAAGGAGUAGAGCCGGAUGAUGUUGUAUUUAUUGCUGUUCUUUCAGCUUGCACUCAUGGAGGGCUGCUGGAAGAAGGGAAAAGGGUAUUUUGCCAGAUGGUUAAUGAUUUUGGCAUUAAACCACGGAUUGAGCAUUAUGGAUGCAUGGUUGAUCUUCUUGGGCGAGCUGGAAAGUUUGAGGAAGCACUGAGUUUCAUUAAGAGCAUGCAUUUGGAACCUAACACAGUCAUUUGGGCUACUUUGCUUUCUGCUUGUAAAAUUCAUAGAAAUGGGGAACUGUUAGAAUCCUUAACCAGGAGGAUCCUGGAGCAAGAGCCUAACAACCCAAGUUAUUUAACAUUGAUAAUGGAUUUAAGCUCUUCUAUUGGGCGGUGGCAAGAUGCCUUGAACAUCCGUAUAGCUACUAGAGACCAAGGAAUAGAAAAAAUUCCUGGUUGUAGCUCAAUUCAAAUAGGAAAUAGUGUCCAUGAGUUCUUAGCUAAAGAUACAAACCACCCACGGAGGAAGGAAAUCUAUAGAGUUUUAGGGUGCUUAAAUGGACACUUAAAAUUAUGUGAGGUUGAGUGAAUUUUAAUGGCCAUGGCUUCUUAGAGAAUCGAUAGAUAGCAAGAUUUUGUAGUGUCCGUUUUUCAAAGGUUACUUUUUUGAAUACACAUGAUUCUGACAUUGGUUAAAUCCUACAUCACAUGUAACUUGAAGUUGCAUGAUCAUAAAGGAUGGACUACUGAUUUGAAUUAAGUACUCUUGUGAAAUGAAAUUUGAGAAUUCUCAAAGUACAGCUGCAGGGAGAGGAAUCAAGUCAGAGAAACUGUGAUGUCCAAUUAUGAGAAUAAUUUAUGCGUCGAAGUUUUUGGCCAAUGUGAGAUGCAUGAAGACACACCUUAACUUGUUGAGUUUUCUCUAUGUACUCCACACCACACUUUAGCCUGUUGAGCAACUCUGAACUUCUCAAAGAUUUGGGCUUAUCAGAAAAGGGAGUUUUCAAGUCCUCAAACCCUAAACUGGUCAGACGUGUGAGAGGAUGUCAGAUUGUACUAAAGAGUUUAUAAUGGUCCCGGGCUACUUCAUCUAUUGCCUUAAGAUUUUGAAUUGGAUUCUCAUCUUCUAUCACAGCGUGCUUUAAACUGAAUGAAAAAGAAUAUCAAAAAGAGAUGAUAUUUGAGCAUAUAGACAAGGGGCCGAACAACGAAAAAAAGGAGCAGUGGGUUGACUGGAAAGUUGAGACCGAUCAAGAGGAUGGAAAGAUGCAGGAUUGGUCAGAAAGUGUUGAAGGAUGACUAGAUUGCAGCAAAUAUAGAGUUUAGGAGGAACUUCUCACUCUUGGAACAUGAGGUUGACUGCAAGAUUCUCAUGUUCUAUCUGUUUUUGCCAGGAUAACACAGCUACCAUUACUACAUUAAUUGUUUCGUUUUAAGACACACGUUUUACAACUCUCUAUGUUAUUUUUCUACAGUACCAGUAGUUAAUUAAUCAAUAUACUGAUACCAUUGUCAUUUUACUUAUCAGAAA
Messenger RNA from Lycium barbarum (goji berry), 2810 nucleotides. Its product is annotated as pentatricopeptide repeat-containing protein At1g08070, chloroplastic-like. NCBI's taxonomy places the organism in Eukaryota, Viridiplantae, Streptophyta, Magnoliopsida, Solanales, Solanaceae. The record is from RefSeq and is a predicted model, not a curated record. Gene Ontology annotation, molecular function: protein binding; RNA binding. Bases 42 to 1868 code for a protein of 608 amino acids. The transcript is spliced from 2 exons. Gene Ontology annotation, biological process: RNA modification.